Phyllotreta striolata is the source of this 1557-nucleotide messenger RNA. Lineage: Eukaryota; Metazoa; Arthropoda; Insecta; Coleoptera; Chrysomelidae. The record is from the annotation of a GenBank genome assembly.
AUGACGGUCCGGUCUUUCACAUUAAAGCGAAUUGAAGCGUUAUUAUUUAUCUACGGGUUAUCUUUGAAUAAAAGAAAAUGUUUAAUUAUAUUUCUUUCACUUCGGUCCGGUGUUUACGACAAAAACGACUCGUUACACGGCUGUGCAAAUGUUCCGAAUGUUUCAUUAAAUAUUAGGUUUUUCUACAAUGGUAAAGCUCGCGGGUUGGAAUUCGUUGAACAAAAAUUCAUGAAAACAAUGGAAAAGUUCAAUCCUGAACGAGUCAAUUCGUCAUCUUCUAGUUUUGAGGACAAUGAGAUCGUACACGUUACACUUCCAGACACUUCGACCUAUUUGAGCGUCACCACCGUGCUCAAUUACUGCAAAAGUAAAAUAUUGACGCCUUAUUUGCGAUUUUUGAGCUUCGUAGGACUCAGAUCGUUUAUGAACCAACAUGAAAUCUGUAUUCACAAAACAGUCUACAAUAUCGCAUAUCUUCUGUUUGCUGUCGGAUUUAUGAUAGUAGGGUAUGUUUUACAGUAUAUGUCAUGCUUUCGAAGAGAAAGAGGUUUCUGCUACAUGUAUGUAACAAGAAACAAGACUCUAAUGGCCGAAUACGAAACAAUUAUACACGAAACAUGCGAGGCGUCUAUAAUUUUCAGUUUCAUACUACCCAGCAUCUUGCAUUUAGUGGCUUAUUUGCAUUUGAUAUUCGUCUUCAGAAAUACCGACGACGAUCAAUUACCUAUUCUAAUGGAAAGGGUAUUCUUGGCAUCUACUUCGAUUUCUAACGGCUUCAUUAGUCAGCGUAGAUUAGUGAGAACGCUUAGAGUGUUUUUUACAAUAAGCCUAAUAUGGUUAACUCUUUCCUUCGCUGUGGUCAAUUACAUGAUGUUAAAUGGCGAUGUAGCUUUCAAGUGGAUCACAAGAAGUCCACACCAGUUGACAAUGUUUUUGAAGAUAGUCCUGGUGAUUAGUACAUUGUGGCAGGACCUCAUACAAUGUACUAUAAUUUCGAAUUACUGUCUGCAAGCUGAGUUGCUUAGAUCCUUCGUUCGGUUUAUGAGAGAAAGGCUGUUGCAGAGUCCCGUGCUGCCAUUGGAAUGGAUGAGGGACAUCGAAGACUUCAAAAAGUUGCUGUACUAUUUCAACCAGAAAAUUUCGCCGUCCGUUUGCUUACUGAUAGUAAUGAAUUUAUCGUAUGCCCUGUCUGGAACGCUUUGGUUAUUUCGGUAUCAUAUUAUCGAUAAAGAGACGUUACCAAUAUUCGGUUUUAGCUUGCUGAAUAUUCUCCUGUGGGCCUUCAUGGCUCUAGCACCUUUUAUACAGGCAGCAAGGCUAUCCAAUUCCUGCGAGAUCCUGAAGACAGUCGGGCAGGAAUCAAGGGCUCGCCCGUACGUCCACCAAGAUACUCCCACGUUGGAACUGGAUUCAGUUUUGCUUUACACCACUAGUUUAAAAAUAAACGCUCAACUUUUCUACCUGCCCAUCACGGGGAGAACAUUAUUCUUUUGCUUAACCAUAGGCGGAAUUGUUAUACUGACAUUGGGCCAAUGUCACUAUUUUACUACAUCAUAA